CUAUACUGAGAUACUAGCUAUUCUAUUUUCUUCUGCCCCAUCCGUCGCCGGAGUAAGUAUCUCUGGUGGUCACCGGUGGCGAUUGUUGUCGAAGACCUUGUACGUUUGUGGGAAGAAAGCGAGACGACCAAAGCUAUGGAGUCCGGCCGUAUUUUCUUCGGUUCCUCCGCUUGCCGCGGGAACAUGCUGUUUCUCGGGAACGGUGAUCCAGUUUAUAGAGCAGGCGGAUCGAUAAUAAGCAUGGAGGAAAGCUCAAAGAAGCGACCAUUUUUCAGCUCACCGGAGGAACUGUUCGACGAGGAAUAUUACGAUGAGCAGUUGCCGGAGAAGAAGCGACGCCUCACUCCCGAGCAGGUGCUUCUGCUGGAGAAAAGCUUUGAAGAUGAGAACAAGCUGGAGCCGGAACGGAAGACCGAGCUGGCCAAGAAGCUGGGGUUGCAGCCAAGGCAGGUGGCUGUGUGGUUCCAGAACCGUAGGGCCCGUUGGAAAACCAAGCAACUUGAAAGGGAUUACGAUGUUCUCAAGUCUUCCUAUGAUGCCCUGCUUUCAAAGUACAGCUCCAUUGUCAAGGACAAUGAAAAUCUCAAAUCAGAGGUGGUAGCCUUAAACGAGAAGCUUCUGGCUAAAGAGAUGCCACGAGAACCAUUACCAGAAGAAAAGGCAGACCCACUUAUGAUGGAGCUAGCCCAAAUGUCAACCCUGCCAUUCAACGUGAAGGUGGAGGACCGACUCAGCAGUGGGAGUGGUGGAAGUGCAGUGGUGGACGAGGAUGCUCCACAGCUUCUUGUGGACAGCGUUGAUUCCUACUUUCCAGCUGAGAACUUUGAUGGAUGCGUGGCCAGCGUUGAUAGGGUUCAGUCUGAGGAGGAUGACGGCAGCGACAAUGGUCGCAGUUACUUCUCUGAUGUGUUUGUGGCCCCUGAACCUGAGCACCAAAACCAUGAGGAGGGAGAGGCGUUGUGUUGGUGGGUGUGGUCUUAAAACAAGCCUGUAUUAAAAAAGAUAAAAGAAAAAAGAGAAAAAAACAUUAUGAUCUUGUAAGGUGUCAUGUUAGAGAUUAAUGUUUUGCAUAAUAAAGCAGAAGACUGUGAGAGUCUGUUGUUUGUUAGAGAUGAUGUGGGAUGUGAGCGUCAAAGAAAAUCCCUUGGAUCAAUGCAUCCAAAGCUUUGAGUUGAACAAAUAAUUGGUCAAUGGCGUCUUCCGUUGUCUGGUCUUAGUACACAUCAAGGGUAGUUCAACCUCGAAGGCUGGCUACCAGGCUUGUUUGCUAUAUAUUUUAGUCAAUAUUUUCGUCUGCGUUGUUUUUAAAAGAAUCUCUGAUUGAGAGUGUUAAGUUAUUAUAAUAGAAAUGAUGCAGGUGAUUCGAGUAUAA
Neltuma alba is the source of this 1372-nucleotide messenger RNA. Its product is annotated as homeobox-leucine zipper protein HAT5-like. The record is from RefSeq and is a predicted model, not a curated record. NCBI's taxonomy places the organism in Eukaryota, Viridiplantae, Streptophyta, Magnoliopsida, Fabales, Fabaceae. Bases 136 to 981 code for a protein of 281 amino acids. The transcript has 4 exons. Gene Ontology annotation, molecular function: DNA-binding transcription factor activity, RNA polymerase II-specific; sequence-specific DNA binding. Gene Ontology annotation, cellular component: nucleus. Gene Ontology annotation, biological process: positive regulation of DNA-templated transcription.